Messenger RNA from Pelobates cultripes (western spadefoot toad), 3317 nucleotides. The record is from the annotation of a GenBank genome assembly. NCBI's taxonomy places the organism in Eukaryota, Metazoa, Chordata, Amphibia, Anura, Pelobatidae.
AUGAAGGCCAUCUCAGCUCUCACUAUGGCUCUGCUGAUUGUGGGGGUGCAUGCCAGACCUUCUCCCCAACUCAAACAUCUAAAGGUAAGUGUUGGUCCACUUAUCUAGAAAUGCUAUUUGUUAUAUGUACAUAUAUCAUAUACCUGUCUCAUGUAUAAAUAUUAUCUGACUGUGAUAUUAUUCGUUACCAGCACCAUUAUGUUACACAAUACAGAUUCUAUAAAAGAUUAGAUUAUGGACAAUUCUGAAUAGCCUUCCAGUGGGAGCAGUAACAGUGAUAUAGAAAGGGUAGUAGAUACAAGAAAUAGCCUUCCAGUGGGAGCAGUAACAGUGAUAUAGAAAGGGUAGAAGACCAGUGGGAGCAGUAACAGUGAUAUAGAAAGGGUAGUAGAUACAAGAAAUAGCCUUCCAGUGGGAGCAGUAACAGUGAUAGAGAAAGGGUAGUAGAUACCUGGAAUAGCCCUCCAGUGGGAGCAGUAACAGUGAUAUAGAAAGGGUAGUAGAUACCUGGAAUAGCCCUCCAGUGGGAGCAGUAACAGUGAUAUAGAAAGGGUAGUAGAUACAUGGAAUAGCCUUCCAGUGGGAGCAGUAACAGUGAUAUAGAAAGGGUAGUAGAUUCCUGGAAUAGCCUUCCAGUGGGAGCAGUAACAGUGAUAUAGAAAGGGUAGUAGAUACAAGAAAUAGUCUUCCAGUGGGAGCAGUAACAGUGAUAUAGAAAGGGUAGUAGAUACCUGGAAUAGCCUUCCAGUGGGAGCAAUAACAGUGAUAUAGAAAGGGUAGUAGAUACCUGGAAUAGCCUUCCAGUGGGAGCAGUAACAGUGAUAUAGAAAGGGUAGUAGAUACCUGGAAUAGCCUUCCAGUGGGAGCAGUAACAGUGAUAUAGAAAGGGUAGUAGAUACCUGGAAUAGCCUUCCAGUGGGAGCAGUACCAGUGAUAUAGAAAGGGUAGUAGAUACCUGAAAUAGCCUUCCAGUGGGAGCAGUAACAGUGAUAUAGAAAGGGUAGUAGAUACCUGCAAUAGCCUUCCAGUGUGAGCAGUAACAGUGAUAUAGAAAGGGUAGUAGGUACCAGGAAUAGCCUUCCAGUGGGAGCAGUAACAGUGAUAUAGAAAGGGUAGUAGAUACCUGGAAUAGCCUUCCAGUGGGAGCAGUAACAGUGAUAUAGAAAGGGUAGUAGAUACCUGGAAUAGCCUUCCAGUGGGAGCAGUAACAGUGAUAUAGAAAGGGUAGAAGAUACCUGGAAUAGCCUUCCAGUGGAAGCAGUAACAGUGAUAUAGAAAGGGUAGUAGAUACCUGGAAUAGCCUUCCAGUGGAAGCAGUAACAUUGUUAUAGAAAGGGUAGUAGGUACCUUGAAUAGCCUUCCAGUGGAAGCAGUAACAGCGAUAUAGAAAGGGUAGUAGAUACCUGGAAUAGCCUUCCAGAGGGAGCAGUAACAGCGAUAUAGAAAGGGUAGUAGAUACUUGCAAUAGCCUUCCAGUGGGAGCAGUAACAGUGAUAUAGAAAGGGUAGUAGAUACCUGGAAUAGCCUUCCAGAGGGAGCAGUAACAGUGAUAUAGAAAGGGUAGUAGAUACUUGCAAUAGCCUUCCAGUGGGAGCGGUAACAGUGAUACAGAAAGGGUAGUAGAUACCUGGAAUAGUUGUCCAGUGGGAGCAGUAACAGUGAUAUAGAAAGGGUAGGAGAUACCUGGAAUAGCCUUUCAGUGGGAGCAGUAACAGUGAUAUAGAAAGGGUAGUAGAUACCUGGAAUAGCCUUCCAGUGGGAGCAGUAACAGUGAUAUAGGAAGGGUAGUAGAUAACGGGAAUAGCCUUCCAGUGGGAGCAGUAACGGUGAUAUAGAAAGGGUAGUAGAUACCUGGAAUAGCCUUCCAGUGGGAGCAGUAACAGUGAUACAGAAAGGGUAGUAGAUACCUGGAAUAGCCUUCCACUGGGAGCAGUAACAGUGAUAUAGAAAGGGUAGUAGAUACCUGGAAUAGCCUUCCAGUGGGAGCAGUAACAGUGAUAUAGAAAGGGUAGUAGAUACCUGGAAUAGCCUUCCAGUGGGAGCAGUAACAGUGAUAUAGAAAGGGUAGUAGAUACCUGGAAUAGCCUUCCAGUGGGAGCAGUAACAGCGAUACAGAAAGAGUAGUAGAUACCUGGAAUAGCCUUCCACUGGGAGCAAUAACAGUGAUAGGUAGUAGAUACCUGGAAUAGCCAUCCAGUGGGAGUAGUAACAGCGAUAUAGAAAAGGUAGUAGAUACCUGGAAUAGCCUUCCAGUGGGAGCAGUAACAGCGAUAUAGAAAGAGUAGUAGAUACCUGGAAUAGCCUUCCAGUGGGAGCAGUAACAGCGAUAUAGAAAGGGUAGUAGAUACUUGCAAUAGCCUUCCAGUGGGAGCAGUAACAGUGAUAUAGAAAGGGUAGUAGAUACCUGGAAUAGCCUUCCAGUGGGAUCGGUAACAGUGAUAUAGAAAGGGUAGUCGAUACCUGGAAUAGCCUUCCAGUGGGAGCAAUAACAGUGAUAUAGAAAGGGUAGUAGUUACCUGGAAUCGCCAUCUACUACCCUUUCUAUAUCACUGUUACUGCUCCCACUGGAAGGCUAUUCCAGGUAUCUACUACCCUUUCUAUAUCACUGUUACUGUUCCCACUGGAAGGCUAUUCCAGGUAUCUACUACCCUUUCUAUAUCACUGUUACUGCUCCCACUGGAAGGCUAUUCCAGGUAUCUACUACCCUUUCUAUAUCCCUGUUAGUGCUCCAACUGGAAAGCUAUUCCAGAUAUCUACUACUCUUCCUAUAUCACUGUCAGCCUUUACUGCUCCCACACUAUUGGGUUUAUUCACAAGAGAAGAGAUAAUUGACACGUAUUCAAGGUGAAUUUUAAAUUUAAGGCCAAAGUAGUCAAACUGUAGUCUGUAGCUGAAAGAGAAUUUUUCAGUUUCUGCUAUUUUAACCUUCUAUUUAAAAUUCACUUUAGUAAAUAAGCCGAUACUUUCACUGACUAUAAUAGUAUCCGCUAUUUGAAUGUAACGAGACAGUCUCUUUUCUUCUGUGACAGUCUCUAGCAGACCUCCUCUCCCACGACCUGUCUUCCUCGGAGGAAUUGCUUCUCUUGGAGAGUAUGGAAGACUUGGGGGUUGUUCCCUCUGGCCCCCGUACUCGGGAUACCCCUCUCCCAGCAGAUUCUGCCCAGAUACCCCAUGGCCGAGCCUGGCAACGCCUCUUCAGCGAUUUCAUAAGCAACCAGAAAAAGUUCCGGGGGCGCACAAAGAAAUCGGGGAGCUCGCGGGGUUGCUUUGGGAUGAAGUUGGAACGAAUCGGUUCUAUGAGUGGUCUUGGAUGCUGA